Eruca vesicaria subsp. sativa (arugula) is the source of this 1614-nucleotide messenger RNA. The record is from the annotation of a GenBank genome assembly. NCBI's taxonomy places the organism in Eukaryota, Viridiplantae, Streptophyta, Magnoliopsida, Brassicales, Brassicaceae.
CACGUGAGUAGGUAUCUUCUUCUUCUUCUUCGUUGCUCUCCGAUCAGAGAGAAUCGCCGACGACGGAGAAAACAAAAAAUGGCCUCCUCCGUGGCUUCUCUCUCUCUAUCAAUCUCAACAACCCAAUUGAAAUCGAACUCUUUCCGCAAGUUCAUUAAUCUCACUCCGCUUCAUCUACAACGUGUUAUCUCCUGUUCAAGUCGCGAGAUUUCAGUUUCUCUCAAAUCGCGUUACCCAGUGGCUGUUCCAGUUUCGUGUAAGCAGCGACGAAGCUUUGAAUUCGUAACUCGUUGCGGCAUUUCGUCGAACGACUUACCUGCGGAGAAAGAGAAGAGCUUUGGGGAGUGGGUUGAGUUUUUGGGAGAGGCGGUUUCGACGGCGUUUCCGAUAUGGGUUUCUCUGGGGUGUUUGUUUGGGUUGAUGAGACCUAGUGCUUUCAAUUGGGUCACUCCUGAUUUGACUAUCAUAGGGCUUACGAUCACGAUGCUUGGAAUGGGGAUGACUUUGACUUUGGAUGAUCUUCGUGGCGCGUUGAAGAUGCCUAAAGAGCUUUUCGCUGGGUUUGUGUUGCAGUACUCGGUCAUGCCGUUAUCAGCAUUUCUAGUGAGUAAACUCUUGAAUUUGCCAUCACAUUAUGCUGCUGGACUCAUAUUGGUUGGUUGCUGUCCAGGCGGUACGGCAAGUAAUAUUGUCACUUACAUUGCACGUGGAAAUGUGGCACUAUCAGUGUUGAUGACAGCAGCUAGUACUCUUUCAGCUGUGAUCAUGACUCCGCUUCUUACGGCUAAGCUUGCCAAACAAUAUGUCGCAGUUGAUGCUCUUGGAUUAGUAAAGUCAACACUACAGGUGGUUCUUCUCCCAGUGUUGGCUGGUGCAUUUCUGAAUCAGUACUUUCAAAGAGUGGUGAAAUUUGUUACUCCUCUUAUGGCUCCAAUUGCGGUUGGAACAGUUGCGAUUCUCUGCGGCACUGCUAUAGGUCAGAACGCAUCUGCGAUACUCACGUCUGGGAAACAAGUAGUCUUGGCUUGUGCCCUUCUUCACAUCUCUGGAUUUCUCUUUGGCUAUCUAUUUUCAAGACUUCUCGGAAUCGAUGUGGCUUCGUCAAGAACUGUCUCUAUCGAAGUUGGCAUGCAGAACUCGGUGCUUGGGCUUGUUCUCGCGGCAGAGCAUUUUGGUAAUCCGCUCACUGCAGUACCGUGUGCUGUUUCUAGCGUCUGUCACUCCAUCAUCGGUAGCGUCUUGGCUGGAGUCUGGAGACGCAGUGCCCCAAAACAACUUGAAGACUGAAAAGAAAUGAAAGUUGGGAUUUCACUGAGUUAGGACCAUUUAGUUAAGUGUGUUGAACAAGUGAACAAAAAGGUUUGUCUUGUGAAGAGCUAAGAACUAGUAGUUAGUCCUGGUUUGGUCUGCUUUGGUAAUACAGUCCUGUUUAUGUCGGUCUUGUUAUGGUGAAAUUAUCUUUGAAUCUUCCGCUCUUUCAAAGACUCAUGAUCUCUAAACAUGAAUCAUUUUGUUGUAAACUUGCAACUUGUAAGUGAUGAGAUUUGCAAAGGCUAUUAUGUAAUAAGAAUACAUGUGGAGGGUAUUGUUGGUAUUGGUAGAUGUUUCAAGUCG